CAGAUUAAGAAUAUUUUGUAUCAAAUUAUAUUUCUUUACACUUUUUGUGAUCAAGAAUCUUAAUAGAAGAGAGAUGUGGAUAUUUGGAUUAAAUGGCAACUUUGGAUUUUCAGCUCGUUCCACUGCAGAGCAAGUUACAAAAGGUGUUGAUGGAACUGGCCUUGUUGCCAUUGUUACAGGAGCAACAAAUGGAAUUGGUAAAGAGACAACGCGUGUUCUUGCCUUGCGGGGUGUUCAUGUCAUCUUGGGAGUGAGAAAUGUUAAAGCCGGUGAAAAGGUUAAAGAAGAGAUGCUUCAGAAACAUCCUGGUUCUGAAAUUGAUGUCAUGGAGAUAGAUCUCAGUUCACAAGCAUCGAUAAGAAAAUUUGCUGCUGAAUUUAUAGCCACCGGUCUUCCCCUGAACAUCCUCAUAAACAACGCGGGGAUGAUGUCACCUCCAUUCACACUCUCCAAGGACAACAUUGAACAACAAUUUGCUGUUAACCAUCUGGGACCAUUUCUUCUGACAAAUCUUUUGCUGGACACUAUGAAAAAAACAGCACGCGACUGUGGUAAAGAAGGAAGGGUUGUCAACGUGGCAUCAGAGCUUCACCGGUAUGGUUACAAAGAAGGGAUUAUUUUUGACAAAAUCAAUGACAAAACCAGUUACAAGCCCGUUAUUGCAUAUGGACAGUCCAAACUCUGCAACAUAUUACACUGUGUUGAGCUUACCAGGCGCCUAAAGGAGGAAGGAGCAAAUGUUACUGCAAAUUCACUUCAUCCUGGAGUCAUCGCAACUAACAUCUCACAAAACAGCAGCCUUCUUGCUUGUAAGUACUCGACCUCUAAACUUUAUUGGAAUCUACUCCCUCCGUCCCUAAAUACAUGUUGUGCAAAUAUCUUCAUGAAAAACGUCCCGCAGGGUGCUGCAACUACCUGCUAUGUAGCACUGAGUCCAAAAGUGAAUGGUCUAAGCGGCGAAUAUUUCAUGGACAGCAACAAAGCUAAAGCUAGUUCAAUGGCUAGAGAUCCGGAACUGGCCAAGAAACUGUGGGAGUUCAGCUUGACAUUCACAGAGAAGAAUUGAUCUUUUGUCCAUUGUGUGCAGAG
Messenger RNA from Daucus carota subsp. sativus, 1089 nucleotides. Its product is annotated as short-chain dehydrogenase TIC 32, chloroplastic. Bases 74 to 1066 code for a protein of 330 amino acids. The record is from RefSeq and is a predicted model, not a curated record. The transcript is spliced from 6 exons. NCBI's taxonomy places the organism in Eukaryota, Viridiplantae, Streptophyta, Magnoliopsida, Apiales, Apiaceae.